This is a messenger RNA of Cladocopium goreaui, 4392 nucleotides long. The record is from the annotation of a GenBank genome assembly. NCBI's taxonomy places the organism in Eukaryota, Dinophyceae, Suessiales, Symbiodiniaceae.
AUGGUCAGACAUCCAAAACCGUGUCCGACAAGCUAUGGCGUCAUCGUCUUGGAGGAGGUCUUUGAAAUUCACAAAACCGCCACGGCGCUCAUCCUGGGUGUCAUGGUGUCGUGGGCUCUGAUUGGCACCGGAGUGACGAUGCCCAGUCAGGAGUUCGAGGAGGCUGUGGCGGAGACCUUGCACGACGUCAGCGAGGUGGUCUUCUUCUUGGUGGGUGCUCUGACAGUGGUGGAGAUCAUGGAUGCGCACAAGGGAUUCGACAUCAUCACCGCGUCGAUCAAGGCGACCAAGAAGAAGGAGUUGCUGGUCAUCAUCGGCGUCUUGACCUUCUUGACAGUGGUCAUCGUCAUGGUGUCCCUCUUGAAGAAACUGGUGAAGGAAGAUGCCUUCCGAAUGAAGUUGGGCGGCCUGGUGGUCGUGGCAUCCAACGCCGGAGGUGCGUGGACGCCCAUGGGAGAUAUUACCACCACCAUGUUGUACAUCGGCGGACAGGUGACCACCGUGCCGCUGUUGGGAAAUCUCAUUUUCCCUAGCAUCAUGUGCCUGAUUGGCACCCUUGGAUGGGAGCUCAUGCAGAUGGAUGAUGGAACUUUUGAACGACCCAAGGCCGAAGGCGGCGAACAGAAGGCGCCCGUGGGACAGUCCUUCGUCUUCUGGGGAGGCCUCGCUGGAAUGAUCUUCGUGCCCGUCUUCAGCGGAGUCACCCAGUGCCCUGCAUGGAGUGGAAUGAUGUUGAACCUGGGUAUUCUGUCCUUGAUCGUUUCUCUGCUCCAUCCUCAUGACAGCCACUUCUCCUUGCACCAUGCUCUGCAGAAGAUCGAAAUGGCAGAUGCCCUCUUCUUCUUGGGUGUGCUCUUUGCCGUUGGUGGCCUUGAGAGAGUUGGCAUCCUCAAGGCCCUGGCCGAGAAACUCAGCGAGAUUUGCCCUGCAGACUCCGUGGUGGCCAUUUUGCUUGGCUUCGCCUCAGCAGUCGUGGACAACGUGCCCUUGGUGGCUGCCUCUCAGGGCAUGUAUGACCUCACCCAGCACCCCCCCGAUGAUGCAUUGUGGAACUUGAUCACCUACUGCGCAGCCACCGGUGGCUCCUUGUUGGUCAUCGGCUCCGCCGCGGGGGUGGCCUUCAUGGGAAUGGAAGAGAAAGUCUCCUUCGGAUGGUAUCUGAAGGCGAUUGGCCCUGCGGCGCUGAUCGGCUACUUCUUCGGGGUUGCGGGGAUGAUGGGACAACAGGCGGCGGGCCUGGCUGCUUGGUCAAAUGGUGGCUCUCACCUCCUGAGUCAAUCGGACGUUCGGGUGGUGAUCAAUCCGCACGAGUUCACGUCCUCUUUGAAAGUCUCUACGGCGAGUCGAGUGCGGCAAAAAGUCGCGGAUUGGGGGGCCCAAGGCCCAAGGCCCAAUGGCAAACUUGACCCAGCCAAGGUUGGCAAAGAAGGAAUUGCUGAACAGUACCACCUGGUGCUCAUGAUCUUGAAGGGCUUUGCUGGUGCAGCCGUAUUGUACCUCCCGCGAAGCUUCCUGAACGGCGGCCUGGUCUUGGGCAUGGUCACCUUGGCAGCAGUCUGCUUUCUCUUCACAGUGUCCAUGAAGAAACUCAUCGAUUGCGCUGAAACAGUGCAAGUGAAGCGUAUGACAGAGACGAGCAUGCGGCAGCAGCAGUAUAUGGAGCAUGGCCUGUCGAAACUCACAGUGCCUUCCUACGGCGAUAUGGGCGAAGAGGCCUUUGGCAGACUUGGUCGUGUGCUGGUGGAGCUCUCGAUUUGUGUGUCGCAACUGGGAUUUUGCUCCACGUACUUCGUCUUUGUGAGCGCCAACGUCUCGGAGGUGCUGGGCACAUUGGCGGGCUGUCAGCACGUCAUGUCGCAGCGCUCACUUUGCCUGCUUUUGGCGAUGCUGUGGACACCCCUAGCACUCAUCCGGAGCCUCAAGCAUUUCUCUACCUUGAAUCUGCUGGCAGAUGCUUGCAUCCUUCUGGGACUGAUUGUGAUCCUAGCGGCCGCAGUGCCGCGCUUGCAUGAUGUGAUCCCAUGGGAAGUUCCCCUGAUGAAGAUGGACAGUUAUCCCCUCUGUUUGGGGACUGCAGCUUUUGCCUUUGAAGGCAUUGGCUUGGUGCUGCCGAUGUACGAGGGAACACAUCCCAAGAUGCGGAAAGAAUUCAAAGGCACAAUGUCCUGGACUUUGGCUGGCUUGUGUUCCUUCUUCAUUCUGUUCGCCAGCGUUGCCUAUGUCUCUUUUGGGCCCACCACACGCACCGUGAUCUUGUUCAAUCUUCACAUGGGAGGACUGAAGAGAUUGACCUCGCAAGUCCUCUUUUGCAUGGCGCUAAUUUGCAGCUUGGCUGCCGGGGUUGGCUCCGGCUUUUCCACGAAAAACGAGGAGCAGGCCGAACCUCGAUGGGAUCGCCGAUGGGGACGGAACCACGAGCAGCCCACGGCAACGGGGGCCACAACGGAGGAGCCACAGAGUAACACCUUGGUGAAGAUCGAUUGGGGGCGGCAGCAACGUGCCGCUUUCCAACGUUGCUUCCUGCCGCAAUGCAACACCGAGCUGCCGGGGGCGGAGAAUCUGAGGCAUCAGAUGGGUAUUUGCAUUGAGGAUAAAGGGGAUAUGCAUGUGCUACCUGCACCCACUGCAACCUUUGAUGAGCUGAACCACUUGCUGCCCAGUUAUGUCUUGGACGGCCUGCAGUGGAAUGGCAUCAAGAACCCCCUGCCCAUCCAGGCCCAGGCUUUGCCCUUGGUCUUGUCUGGGCUGGAUGUCAUCGGGAUUGCUCAAACUGGAAGUGGCAAGACUUUGGCCUAUCUGCUGCCGGCCAUCGUCCACAUCGUGGCGCAAGCGCCCAUCCGCCGCGGAAACAUCACGCCCAUCGCGCUGAUCAUGGCUCCGACGCGCGAGCUGGCCGUGCAGAUUGUGGAUGAAGCUCAUAAGGUCCUGAAAAGAUCCAAGACCCCGGAGCGUCCCGAAGGGGUCUGGGCAGCGGCCGUGUACGGUGGAGGCAAAAAGUACCAGCAGUUGAAGGACAUGGAGUACGGAUGCGAAAUCGUGGCCGCCACGCCGGGGCGUUUGAUCGACUUUAUGGUCACGAAAAGCCUGUCGUUGGAGCGCGUGACCUAUUUGGUGCUCGAUGAGGCUGAUAGGAUGCUUGAGGAGGGAUUUGCCGGAGAAGUGGAGUCCAUCAGCAGUCAGGUGCGUCCUGAGCGUCAGGUCCUGUUUUUCUCGGCUACCUGGUCUCACGAUGUGCAGAAGCUGGCCGCCGGGCUCUGCAAUCAAGGAGCCCAACCGGUGCGCAUCAGCGUUGGCCAAGACGAGCACGGCUCCCUCAGUGACCAGAAGUCGCACGUGCGCCAUGCGCGCGAUGGCAUUGUGCAGACCGUCAAAGUGGUGGAUUUUCCCGAUGACUACGAAAAACAGGUGGCGGAGAAGCGCAAACUUCUGGAUAACUAUCUUCAAGGAAUUUUGUGGAACGGUCCAGAGCACAAGGUGUUGGUCUUCGUGUCCCAGAAACAAUAUGCCGACGAGCUGGCCACAAAACUCUGGGACGCGGGCUUCAAAGCCACCGCCAUGCACGGCGGAAAGAGCCAGGAGUCUCGCUUGAGGACUUUGGAACAAUUUCGCAGCGGCGAGUUUCGAUUGAUGGUUGCCACAGAUGUCAUCGGACGCGGCAUUGACAUUCCCAGCGUCUCCCAUGUCAUCGUCUUCGAUAUGGGCUCCAUCGAUGACUACGUGCAUCGGAUUGGCCGCACGGCCCGUGGCAAGGACGGACAUGGACAGGCCAUGGUUUUCUUCGAGUAUUGGCACAAGGAGCCUGGGAUCGCGGGCGAGCUCUGCGACUUGUUGGAGGCUUCGGGGCAGGUGGUCCCAGAGGACUUGCGACGCAUUGCGCAGGAGGUGGAAGCAGGAAAACGCCCCGUCUUCAAGCCAAAGGAGAAGUGGAACAACCGCCGCUGGAACGACCGCUGGAAUGAUGAUGCCGAAUCGAAGGCAGAGCGAUCCAACGAAUGGGGCAGCAUGAAGCUUCCCGCGACUAGCGCGGAAGUUGCGCUGGUGGUUUUGCUGAGUUGCGGUGGCAAGACAUCUUCCAUGCUCGGUGAGGUCUUCGCAGCCAGUGAGGCUUUCCGCGUCAGUCUGGUUGUGCUCACCAUGAUGGUGGCAAUUUCCUGUGCCUCGCGAUUGGAAAGUUUGGUGGCCAUUGUUGGUGGAUUGGCCUGUGCACCUUUGGCCCUGGUGUUUCCACCUGCACUUCAUCAUAUGCUGGUGCAGAUGCCAAGUGAAAGUGGGUCUCCUGUGAAAUUGACAAGCCAUAAACCUACCAUGUCAUCACUGGGGAUGGUUUCAAUCCCACCCAUUUAUGGUCACACAUCAUGUCCGGAGAUGGUUUAUGGUUGGGUUCCCCUCUAA